This is a messenger RNA of Ascoidea rubescens DSM 1968, 2246 nucleotides long. Its product is annotated as globin. The record is from RefSeq and is a predicted model, not a curated record. Lineage: Eukaryota; Fungi; Ascomycota; Saccharomycetes; Ascoideales; Ascoideaceae. Bases 282 to 2246 code for a protein of 654 amino acids. Gene Ontology annotation, molecular function: peroxidase activity; heme binding; oxygen binding. Gene Ontology annotation, biological process: cellular response to nitrosative stress; nitric oxide catabolic process; response to oxidative stress. Gene Ontology annotation, cellular component: intracellular anatomical structure. The transcript has a single exon.
UUAUUUUGUUUCAUCCUUAUUUGUUUCAUCACUUUUUGCUAUUUUUAUUUUAUUUUGCUCUUCUAUCAUUUUAUUUUUUACUUCUACUUUGUUUUCCUAUCAUUUUUUUAUUUUCUCAACCUUUUCUCUCAUUUUAUCUAGUAUCGUCUAAUUAUAAAGGGUUAUAAUAUAACUUUAAUCUAUCACAACCAACCUACUCCCAUUUACUUUGGCCUUAUACAAUUUCAUACAAUUUCAUUCAAUUUCAUACCAAUAUAUCAUUCAAAUUAUUACUGGUUAUCAUGAAGGAAAAAAUGAGCUUUGGAAAUUUCUUAUCCUAUAACAAUGAAGCAUCUUACAUCACUUACAAGAAAGCAAAAGAUGGUAGUGCAGGUACUCCUCUGUUCCAAAGUUCUAGGGCCUAUAAAACCAGCUAUUCUUCUGAUUCAAAACACUCUGGCUCGAAGGGAUCAUCAACUAAUAAAUCAAGAGAAGGUUCAUCAAAGAAUUCAAGUUCAAAUUCUAAAAAUUCAGAUAAUACAUCAGAUAAAACAAAGAAUUAUUUAAGUUCUCUUGAUCCUAAAAACAGAUUAGCCUCUCCUCACAGAAGCACUCCAAUAAACGAAUUAAGUUCUGUUCUCAAUACUUUUUCAUUUGAUAACAACAACAAUAAUAAUAACAAUAAUAGCAAUAACAAUAAUAUAAGCAAACUUAAUGGCAUAAAUAGUAUUUCUAAUUCUCCUAAAGCAAACAAUUAUAUCAGAAGGACUCCAUCAAUAAGUAUAUCCGAUCCAAGCCCUUUAAUUAACAAUAUCAAUGGAGGUAAUAAUAACAUUAAUUCCAUUAACAACAAUAUCAAUAGUAUCAAUAAUAUCAAUAAUAUCAAUAAUAUCAAUUUUAAUAACAAUUUCAAUAAUCUAAACAAUAAUCUCAACAAUUUCAAUAAUAAUAACUAUACAUUACAACCACCUAGAAGAUUUCACGUUGAUGAUGAGAUAAAAGAAAAAACGGUUGAGGUACCGCACUUUUCAUCUGAAGAGAUUAAACUAUUAAGAUACUCUUGGAAUAAUAAUUUGCUAAAAGAUAUUGACAAAUACAUUUCUAAUGAAGAUUUAGAUUUAACCUCAAUUCGAGAGAGAACUGAAAUCUUGAAACAAAUGGGACUUGAAUUUGGUGAGCCCUUAUCAGAAUUGUUUGCAUCAAAGAGAUUUUGGAGAGAAGUUUAUGAUUUUGUGUAUGACAUGAACCCAAGUCCGGAAUUUAAAGCAAGUUUGCCAUCGAUUGCUCAUCAAGCGAAUUCAUUUACAAGUAUUUUCAAGCUUGCAAUUGGAACUUUGGAGGAUUUAAGUCAACUAUCAGGGUUUUUAGAGUCUCUUGGUAGAAGUCAUAGCAGUUUAUUUAAUUCUGAUUUUCAAACAUUUGAAGUAAUUGGAACAGAGAUGUUGCAUGUUUUAUCAUUAAAAUUUGGACCAACAUUUACAGAAGAAUUACAAAAUGCCUGGAGCAAGUUAUAUUGCUUUUUAAUAAAUACAAUGAUAGAGGCUUUAAAUAUCAAAGUGUUUACCGAACAGGAUUUAUUAUCAUUGUAUUCGUCAAUAAGCAAUGAACCCUCAAUAAGAGCCGAAGGUGGUAGCAUAAUAAGUUUAGACAAUUCAUUAUUCACCAAUGGAUCAACACCCAGCAUAUCUACAUCAAUUGAUAGCUCAGUUAAUAGUAAUAUGAUGAAUAACAUUGGCAUGGAUAUUAACAAUAAUAAUAGUAGUGCCAAUCUCAACAAUUAUGCUAGGGAAUCAAUAAUUUUAGGCAAACCAUCAACAUUUGAUACCUAUGGGAGUAAAAACCGUAAUGUUCGAGAAAGCUUAUCAAGUCAAUAUAAUUUAAGCUAUUCAAAUAACCAUAGUCAUAAUUAUAAUCAUAACCAUAAUAACAAUAACAAUAAUUACAAUAAUUACAAUAAUAAUAAUAAUAAUAAUAAUAAUAAUAAUAAUAAUAGUAAUAAUAAUAAUAAUAAUAGUCAAAAUAUUAGUAAUAAUAGAAUAGAUAAGUUCCGUAAUCAUUCCAAUAACAAUAAUUCGGCAGAAAUCAAACCAUCAAUACAAAAAUCAAGAAGUACGAUAAAGAUAUUAUCGCCUACACCAUUGGAAAUUAACGAAUUAACAAGAAUACCAACAAAUUCAACUAUAAAAACAAAUGUUAAUGUGAAAAAGGAAUUUACACUGGAAAUUCAUCAAAGUCGUAAAAAGAAAUUUUUUGGAAAAUUUUAUUAA